AUGGCGUUGCACCAGUUUGACUACCUGUUUGCCAUCGGCACCAUCUUUGCCUUCCUUGAUGCCUGGAACAUUGGUGCCAACGAUGUCGCCAAUUCUUUUGCUACCUCCGUAUCCUCGCGGUCCCUGACCUACUGGCAAGCCAUGGUCAUUGGUUCAGUUAUGGAGUUCAGUGGAAGUAUCGGUGUCGGAGCCCGUGUUGCUGAUACCAUUCGGACCAAGAUCGUCGACGUUGACCUGUUUGAAGGCGAGCCCACCAUGCUGAUGCUGGGCAUGGUGUGUGCUGUCUGCGCCUCUUCCAUAUACUUGACUGUCGCCACCAGAUUUGGUAUGCCGGUGUCCACCACGCAUUCCAUCUUGGGCGGCGUGCUCGGCAUGGGCAUUGCAGCCGUGGGUGCCGAUGGUAUCCAGUGGUGGGGAGGAGAUAUCAACUCCGGUGUCGUCCAGGUCUUUCUGGCCUGGAUCAUUGCUCCCGUUUGCUCUGGUGCUUUCGGUGCCAUCAUUUUCCUGUUCACCAAGUACGGGGUUAUGUUGCAUGAGAACGCCGUUGUUAGAGCCUUCUUCUCCAUUCCCAUUUACUUCGGCAUUACUUCCGCUCUUUUGACCAUGUUAAUCGUGUGGAAGGGAGGCUCCAGCAGAAUCGACCUCAACAACGCCGAGAUCAUCGGUGUCAUCUUCGGUGUCGGCGGUGCCGUGGCGCUCAUUGUCGCCGUCUUUUUCCUUCCCUGGCUCCACAGACGCCUCAUCCAAGAGGACUGGCAGCUGCGGUGGUAUCACGUCUUCCUGGGCCCUCUGGUGCUGCGUCGCGGUGAAGUGCCCCCUGCCCCCGAGGGCUAUGCCAUCGUGCAAAACUACUACCGCGGCCAUAAGACCAUGGAAGAACUGCAGGCUGAGCGGAACACACCGUCGGACCCCGAACAUGCCGCCAAGCAAAGCACCGAGCAGACCACUGGGAACGGCACCGAAAUUGCUAAGGAGGGCAAUGCCACAUCCACAGCCGCAGAAAAGUCGGAGCCGUCCAGUAGUGCGCCCCCAUCAACCAACGAGGAGCCCGCGCCAUUCAGCUUCAUCGGCCCCCGUCCCGAGGGCAAGGGUGACUUCCACCCCGUCAUGCUCUUUUGGCAGUUCCGUCGCUUCUUCUUCCGCGGUGUCGAGAAGGAUGUUGUCAGUCUGCAGAAGAAACGUAACAUCUUGACGGGAGACAUCGAGAUGACGCAUGCCCAUGCCAAACACUACGAUAACAGGGCCGAGUACAUGUACUCUUUCCUGCAGAUUAUGACUGCCGCAACUGCAUCGUUCACCCACGGUGCCAACGACGUGUCCAAUGCCAUCGGUCCCUACGCUACUAUCUACUUCAUCUGGUCCACCAACGAACUGAAAUCCAAGAGUCCCGUCCCCUACUGGAUCCUUGCCUUCGGUGGUGCCGCUAUCUCCAUCGGUCUCUGGACCUACGGCUACAACAUCAUGCGCAACCUCGGCAACCGAAUCACGCUGCACUCUCCGUCCCGUGGAUUCUCCAUGGAGCUUGGAUCUGCGGUGACCAUCAUCAUGGCCACGCGAUUGAAACUCCCCGUCUCCACGACGCAAUGUAUCUCUGGCGCCACCGUCGGCGUGGGUCUCUGCAACGGCACCUGGCGCACCAUCAACUGGCGCAUGAUCGCGUGGAUCUACUUCGGUUGGAUCAUCACCUUGCCCGUCACGGGUAUCGUGGCCGGCUGUCUGAUGGGCAUUAUCAUUAAUGCGCCGAGAUGGGGGAUGCCUCUUUGAGAGGUCUAGCUCCUUUCUUCUUUCGUACCCCCUUCUUUCUUUUCUUAUGUUAGCUCUUUUCGAGUUGUUGAUACUACAUUUAUAUAAUUGGCUACUGUUUGGGUGGUGGUAGUGGAGGAGGAGGGUUGGUUUGAGAUGCAUAGGGUGAGAUAUAUGAGAUGAGACGAGAUGGAUGAAAGAUAUGAAGAGAUACCCACCGAUGUGUAUGUGUGUAUGUGACCUGGGGGUGUCGGGAUGGGGUUAACUUAAUGGACGAGGGAAUAAAUGGCCGGGGAGGAAAAAUACCUUAAUUGUUUAUGG
Aspergillus steynii IBT 23096 is the source of this 2064-nucleotide messenger RNA. Its product is annotated as inorganic phosphate transporter. Gene Ontology annotation, biological process: phosphate ion transmembrane transport. Bases 1 to 1764 code for a protein of 587 amino acids. The record is from RefSeq and is a predicted model, not a curated record. The transcript has 6 exons. Lineage: Eukaryota; Fungi; Ascomycota; Eurotiomycetes; Eurotiales; Aspergillaceae. Gene Ontology annotation, cellular component: membrane.